AUGAGGAGGAUGAACCAGGUUAGUGCCCCUGGCCAUGACAACCCUGCCAUGGAGAUGACUGAUGGAGUGGUCAACCAGUCUGAACGGCAGCCAGUUGAUGAAACUCAGAUCUCUAAGACAUCAGUGUCGAGUGCUGUGAGGGCAAAUGCCCAGUGGGCAUCUUACACCUGCAGCCGCUGGAAACUAGCCUGCCUUCAGUGUGUGAGGAGAAAACCCAUAGGGGAAUUCUUUGAGAGCAUGUACAAAGGCCUGGCGGAUGGAGGAGAUAAAAGCUUCAACCUCAAUAAAAGUCUGCUGGACCAUUUCAGAGAUCUGGCUUCCAGCAAUCAGGACACUGAUGAGGUAGACUUUCAGUACCUGAAUGAUGUGAUCGUAGAUGGAGCCGACCCCAACUCAACAGACAGAUUCGGACAAACUGUCUUACAUGAGAUCUCGAGGGCGUGGAAUGUGGACAUGAUGCAUUUCUUCCUGGAGAGGGGGGCUGAUUUUCUGCGUCCUGACUCCUACGGGGUCAGACCUCUGCAUGUUGCUGCAGCUCUGGACUAUGUGGAGAUGAUCCACUUCCUGUUGGAGAGGAAAGCUGACAUUGGUGCUACGACCAACAUGGACCAUCAGACGCCUCUCCAUUACGCAGCUAAGAACGACACGGUGGGGGCACUCAGGGUGCUGCUGCAGUAUGGGGCAGACAUCUCCGCACAAGACUACAAAAAGAGAACCCCUCUACAACUGGCUGCCAACCUAGACCGGAGUGAGGCUGCACGGACGCUAAUGGUACUGGGGGCAGAUGCUGGAGUGAAGGACUCUGAUGGUCAACUCUGCAUCACCACCAUGAUUGACAAGAUAACCUCAGUGGCUCAUUUGGCGCUGAACCAGUUCCAUGGGACUGACCGGAUGACCAGGCAGCAGUUCUACUACCUCCACCUGCUGGAGCCAGAGCCACCCUGCAAGCAGAAUCCGCAAGGACAGGGCUCACAAGAGAGAGUGGCCAAGUUCAUAGUGCACCAGGGAAAGCUGGAUCUCAUCAUGCACCCUGUGGUUUUAAAGCUCAUCACUGUCAAGUGGAAACUAUAUGGCUGGUUGGUGGAUUGGAUACUACUACUCCUCGACUUCCUGUUUAUCGUCUCCUGGACGACCGUGGCCAUCUCUGUGUCUGUCAUCCGAAACAAGGACCCUUAUGUUUUCCCUGAGGACUGGUGGCGUGUGUUUGGGGUGGUGGUAGCUCUGGGGCUGACAGUGUUGGAGGUGGGCCGGGAGGUGGCGGAGAUGAUAGGCUCCAGGAGGAAGCUGAGGAGCAGGCAGCGGAACAUCUUUGAUUGGCUGGUGUACAUUCUGCUGAUGGCAGUGUUUGGGAUCCAUGUGGCAGAUAUCUUCUUGCUGGCAGGCACACUGCGAGACUACAGCCUGCGCCUCUUCGCUGUGGUCAUAAUUUUCCUCUGGCUCCGGCUGAUGAAGCACCUACCUGCCGUUAUGGGUCCUUUCAUUGUCAUGCUGGGGAAGAUUGAGGAUGUCCUACGUUUCCUCUUCCUAUAUGCAGAGAUCUUUAUCCCUUAUGCAUGUGUUUUCUGGAUUAUAUUUGGAGGUCAGGUGUCAAUACCCAGUAUGCGGACUGUGCCCCAGCUGCUCUACAGCCUGUACCGCAUCACUCUGGUGGAUGAGUACGAGUUUAAUGCCAUUGUUGAAGUGGACUCUAUCAUGGCCCACUUCCUCUGUGGCACCUUCCUGGCUCUGUCCUCCAUUCUGUGUGUCAACCAGAUGAUUGCCCUCCUCUCGGACACCUUUCAAAGGGUGUAUAACAAUGCACUGGCCAAUGCAGUGAUGCAGCAAGCAGCCAUUAUCCUGCAGGUGGAGGAAUCCAUGCCCCGUCUCUGCCGUUUCUAUGAUGACCAGCACAUCCACCGCUUCUGUGCCUCGCUUGGGGAGUUUUACGAUGAUGACAUCAGAACUGACCCAAAGCGGCAUGCAGAGAUGAAGACGAUCACCACUCAGAUCAAGGUGCCAGGAUGGAGUAUGACACAGCUUCGCUGUAUUGUGGAAUAUUUCCAGGCGUGUGCCAAGAUCUAUCUCUUCUUGUCUAUCCUAGGGGAGGCGCUUCUCAUCCCCUGUGCAGGGGGAACGCCUACAGACUCUGCAGAGGCUCCAGAUGGACCAGACCCAGCAGAACCAGACCUCAGUGCCCUGAGGGCAGACAUGAAGAUCCUGCAGCAGGCCCUGAUCCACCAACUGAUCCAGUCCCAGACCAGCUCAUGUUAG
Coregonus clupeaformis (lake whitefish) is the source of this 2250-nucleotide messenger RNA. RefSeq names its product transient receptor potential channel pyrexia-like. Gene Ontology annotation, molecular function: calcium channel activity; protein binding. Bases 1 to 2250 code for a protein of 749 amino acids. Gene Ontology annotation, biological process: calcium ion import across plasma membrane. NCBI's taxonomy places the organism in Eukaryota, Metazoa, Chordata, Actinopteri, Salmoniformes, Salmonidae. Gene Ontology annotation, cellular component: membrane. The record is from RefSeq and is a predicted model, not a curated record. The transcript has 17 exons.